Molecule: messenger RNA, 1257 nt
Organism: Rhizoctonia solani
Lineage: Eukaryota; Fungi; Basidiomycota; Agaricomycetes; Cantharellales; Ceratobasidiaceae
Product: Fungal Zn(2)-Cys(6) binuclear cluster domain
Exons: 6
Coding region: 1-1257 (418 amino acids)
Source: RefSeq, a predicted model, not a curated record
AUGGCUCCGGCUUCCGCUCUCGAGUUUACAACUGUUCAUGAUUUUAAGGCCCUUGAUUGUCUUUCGGCUGGACUGCCUGAAGACCGAAUAGACCGAACCAGUACAACGACGGAAGGUGUCACACGAUCCUAUAUUGUAGAUGCAGGGCAACCGUGCACGACGAGUGGACACACCUUGCCUGCGCGUGAUAACCCUUCGGAAGAUCUCGUCCACCUAUGGUCACAGAGUCAAAGUCGAUCGAUCGUAUACUCAUCAUCAAGAACUUAUCAAUCUGAUACCACGAGAUGCUCUUUUGAUACAAUUUCCGGAUCAAAAAGUUCUAAAAAUAAUCCGGCUAAAGAGAAUGUUUAUGUUUACCGAUCGAUUAUUCCCUCGGUCGAUGGAGCUCAAGCUACCAGAGAGAGUUACUUUGCACUUAUUGCCAACGAGUACAUUUAUAGUGUCCUCAGUUUCCGGUUUAUGGCCCCCUCGCCCACCAUUCGUACCUCCGUAGCGGGGCUCAACCAUGACUUCCGGACCCAUGAUACUCCACUCAAGAAAUACCUUGACUGGAUCAAUGAGUUUGAACGACGGUUCAUUACUAAUUUUGGUCGUAGUUCGCGGCUGGAAGACGUGGGGGACUGCCUCGCGGCCCAUAUCGAGCUAGCGGUUCUAAGAUUCUUCCUCAGAGAUAGUGCUUCGGCAUAUAGCCUGUUGUCUGAGCAACCAAAUGGCAAUUUGACCGUUUCCUUUCCCCGUGUACUUGGUUCACCUCGGUACGAGCUCUCACGAUUCGUUUUAUACGACACAAUCCUGUCGUUUUUACUCGGAGUGCCACCCUUGUUAGAGUAUGGGUAUGAGGGUACAUGUGAGAGUGAUGGGUUCGAGUGGAUCCACGGGAUUCCGUUUGCACUCUUUCAAAUCAUUGCACAAGUUAAUUCAUGGAGAGCUGGCUCUAAAGUACCCCUUGAUGAUUGGCAAACCCUAGAGCAGCGUGUUUUGACCUGGAGGCCAUCCCAUGCAAUGUUAAACGAAUGUUCUGCUUCGGAGGACGCCAACAUCGAACGAGCUACGGCUGGUAUAGCGGCACGGCUGGAAAGACACCGAGUUGCUGUGUACGAAACACUACUUUCGUUCACGGAUGCACGACCCUGGCUCCUUGGCGGGCCACGAUUUAGCCAGUUUCUCUAUCACUUGUGGCAUGGUGCGGGCGAAGGAGGAAGAGCUAUCACAUGGAACGACUAUGUUCAGUCGAGGCAUGAAACUAAUCCUUUGUGA